Messenger RNA from Pseudovirgaria hyperparasitica, 552 nucleotides. RefSeq lists its product as uncharacterized. The record is from RefSeq and is a predicted model, not a curated record. The transcript has a single exon. Lineage: Eukaryota; Fungi; Ascomycota; Dothideomycetes; Acrospermales; Acrospermaceae. Bases 1 to 552 code for a protein of 183 amino acids.
AUGCACGGAUCAAGGCACGGAAGAACAAAUCAUGGCCGUCAGACCGUCGGACACCAUCAUGAUGCUAGUCGUCGAGGACCAAAAAGUCCCGGCGAAGCGAUUGGAUAUGAGAUGGAUGUAAUAGUCCAGCCUCCUGCGAGAGCUCGCGUUGGAGCUCUACUUCAACCUGCAGUGACAGUGCGCCUUCGCCCUACCCCAAACAGAGGCAUAGAAGCCGCCGACAUUACUGAGGCAAGCCAGCUUCUCGUUAUGGUCUCGUUGAUGAAGGACGAGUAUCCGGUCUCAUCUGAGCGUUUGCAGCAUCUGUUCUUCGGACGGAGAGUUGACUCAAUCCGACCAUUCAGCGGCGGUGACGAGAGUGCACAGAACAGAGACUACGGCUUGGGAUACGCCUCGUUCUCUGAUCUCAUCAUCAACGAGGAGGGAACGUACCGCCUUCGACUCACGCUCAUCAAGAUGCAUGGGGGCCUAGGGCAACCUGGGAUGAGUAAUGGAGGAACUGCGGUCGGCAUGGUCGAUAGCAACACUAUAAAGGUCAGGGCUUCACCUUGA